Paramisgurnus dabryanus is the source of this 3861-nucleotide messenger RNA. RefSeq names its product solute carrier family 4 member 5a (gene slc4a5a). Gene Ontology annotation, cellular component: plasma membrane. Lineage: Eukaryota; Metazoa; Chordata; Actinopteri; Cypriniformes; Cobitidae. Gene Ontology annotation, biological process: bicarbonate transport; monoatomic anion transport; regulation of intracellular pH. The record is from RefSeq and is a predicted model, not a curated record. Gene Ontology annotation, molecular function: monoatomic anion transmembrane transporter activity; solute:inorganic anion antiporter activity; sodium:bicarbonate symporter activity.
UGUCUCCAGCAGCAGAGCGAUUGCGCUACAUAUUAGGGGACGAUGAGGACACCAUGCCCACACCCACUCUCUUCACUGAAAUGGACACACUGCAACACGAGGGAGAUGAGCUGGAGUGGAGGGAAUCAGCUAGAUGGGUGAAGUUUGAAGAAAAGGUCGAGGAGGGCGGUGAGAGAUGGAGCAAGCCCCAUGUUUCAACACUAUCUCUGCAUAGCCUGUUUGAACUGCGAACAUGUCUACAGACAGGAACCGUGUUGCUAGACAUGGACGGUUACUCUCUUCCACAGAUAGUCGAUGACAUCAUUGAGCAUCAGAUAGAGGAAGGGUUGAUUGGUCCUGAACUGAGAGAUAAAAUCAGCUUUGUUCUGCUGAGAAAACACAGACACCAGACAAAAAAGCCCAUCCAUCGCUCCCUGGCAGAUUUGGGAAAGUCCGGCUCUGGAGGCACCCGAACACCAACCGCUGGUGCAAAUUUCAUCCGCUCAACUGAAGAUCUACGUAGCAAGCAAGCAUCCAACUAUGGCCGACUACACCAUGCACAGAGCAGAAGUAUGAAUGACAUUGCAGACACACCGAGCACAGACCAGCUGAAGAACAAAUUCAUGAAGAAAAUCCCCAGAGAUGCAGAGGCAUCAAAUGUCCUGGUGGGAGAAGUGGACUUCUUAGACAAACCCUUUGUGGCUUUUGUUCGCCUGGCUCAGGCCACAACUCUUGGGGGACUGACUGAAGUCCCAGUGCCCACCAGAUUCAUUUUUGUGCUUCUUGGGCCUUCUGGUAAAGCCAAAUCUUACAAUGAAAUUGGACGUGCCAUUGCCACUCUCAUGGUGGAUGAUCUCUUCAGUGAUGUAGCAUAUAAAGCCAGGGACCGGGAAGAUCUGAUUGCAGGAAUCGACGAGUUCCUGGAUGAGGUGAUUGUGCUUCCACCCGGAGAAUGGGACCCCAAGAUUCGCAUUGAACCCCCCAAAAAAAUUCCUUCGGCUGACCAAAGGAAGUCUGUGUUUUCUCUCAAUGAGCUGGGUCAUGUGAAUGGAUCCGUGGGUGGUGGAGGACCCAUUGGUGAAGAUGAGGAGAUGCCUGUGCCACAUGAGCUUGGAGAAGAGCUGGCGUAUACUGGGAGGUUCUGUGGCGGCCUUGUGCUUGACAUCAAGAGGAAGCUUCCCUGGUACCUGAGUGACUUUUAUGAAGGCUUCCACAUUCAGUCUAUCUCUGCAGUGCUCUUCAUUUACUUGGGAUGCAUAACCAAUGCAAUCACCUUCGGGGGUCUUCUAGGGGAUGCCACAGACAACUACCAGGGUGUGAUGGAGAGUUUUUUGGGAACUGCUUUGGCAGGCACCGUCUUCUGUUUGUUUAGUGGUCAGCCUCUCAUUAUUCUCAGCUCAACAGGCCCCAUCCUCAUCUUUGAGAAGCUACUGUAUGAAUUCAGCAAAAAUAAUGAUAUUGAUUACAUGGAGCUACGGCUAUGGAUCGCUAUGCACUCAUGUGUUCAGUGUUUAUUGCUGGUCGCAACGGACGCCAGUUACAUCAUAAAGUACAUGACCCGUUUCACGGAGGAAGGCUUCUCUAGUCUCAUCUCCUUUAUCUUCAUCUCGGAUGCUAUCAAGAAGAUGGUGGGAGCCCUCAAGUACUAUCCCAUCAACACUGACUUCAAACCAGAUUACGUUACUACCUACAAAUGCGAGUGUGUCGCUCCUGACCAGGUCCCGGUGCCAGAUAAUAGCUCUGCUCUGUUUGGUUUAAAUAUAACAGCUCUGGACUGGACUCAGUUGAGCAAAAAGGAGUGUGUGAAGUAUGGCGGCUCUCUGGUGGGGAAUUCCUGCAAAUUUGUGCCAGAUCUUGCUCUCAUGUCCUUCAUUUUGUUCUUCGGGACCUACAGUAUGACAGUCACUCUGAAGAAGUUCAAGUUUAGCCGAUACUUUCCCACAACGCUGAGGAAAUUGAUAAGUGACUUUUCUAUCUUCAUGUCCAUCAUGACGUUUGUGGGCUUGGACAUGCUUAUUGGUCUAAACACGCCCAAACUCAUUGUGCCCACAGAGUUCAAGCCCACUCGCUCAGAUCGGGGUUGGUUUGUGAUGCCUUUUGGAAAGAAUCCGUGGUGGGUUUAUCUGGCAAGCUUUGUCCCUGCUCUUCUUGUCACCAUCCUCAUGUUUAUGGAUCAGCAGAUCAGUGCUGUUAUCGUCAACCGCAAGGAAAACAAGCUAAAGAAAGCCUGCGGGUAUCAUUUGGACCUGCUGUGGGUGGGCAUUCUGUUGGUAACCUGCUCGUUUUUGGGUCUGCCGUGGUAUGUGGCUGCCACUGUCAUUUCCAUUGCCCACAUCGAUUCACUUAAAAUGGAGAGUGAAUCCAGUGCUCCAGGGGAGCAGCCCCAGUUCCUGGGUGUGAGAGAACAGAGAUUGACAGGAAUCCUGGUCUUUGUUCUGACAGGAGUGUCUAUCUUCCUUGCUCCCAUCCUGCAGUUCAUUCCUAUGCCUGUCUUGUACGGAGUCUUCCUCUACAUGGGUGUUGCCUCUCUCAGCGGCAUCCAGUUCUGGGACAGAAUUAAACUGAUCAUGAUGCCAGCAAAGCAUCAGCCAGACUUUGCCUACCUGCGUCAUGUACCCCUGAGAAGGGUCCACCUGUUUACAUUGGUGCAGAUUGUGUGCUUAGCUCUGCUCUGGAUCCUUAAAUCCACAUUCCUGGCUAUUAUCUUCCCUGUCAUGAUUCUUGGUCUCUUGGUGGUGCGCAAGAUGCUGGACAUGGUUUUUUCUCAGCACGAUCUGGCAUGGUUGGAUGAUAUCCUACCCGAAAAGGAAAAAAAGAAAAAGGAGGAUGAGAAGAAGAACAACAAGAAGGAUAAAAAGAAACUCAAAGGAGGGCAUGACAGCGAAGACGAUGACAAGUACCACCAUUAUUCAAACUGCACUCCCAAUGAUUCAGACUUGGACCGCAGCAUCACUCUACACUUAAAGAUCUCCUGUCCGUCAUCCCCGGCGAUGCCAAUGGCUAGAGGGAUGUCCUGUCCUUUGCCUCAGGUGAAGAUUGAGAUGGAGUCGGAUUAUGACGACACGGAUGUUAAUCCUAGAGGCAGGCACAGGGAACAGAGGGAUAUGAGCAGUGAAACAACGCUGUAAUGAAAGAAGACUGAAGGUUGACGGUUUUCCUGUUGAGAAACUCUGCAAUGUGACACGGCCUGCAUCGGCUUCUUUGGAGCUCCCAUGUGGCUAAAUCGUGUUUGUGUUCAACUUGGAUAAAGUGUGGAUCAGCAAUUUAAGAGACAUUAAGAACUGCGAUGGCAUUAGAAUUCGAACAGCAUCGCAAAUAUAUUUUAUAUUAUUUAUUUUAAAGGAAAAAUAAGUUAAACAAUGAAAAAUAUAUAUAUAUUUUAAGUUUGUGUAACUAUGCAUAAAACAUACCAGGGUUGAAAAUUUUUCUAAAUUUUUGCAUUGUUUAGUUUUUAGAUGAACUUGUAUUAAAGAUUCCGAUAUCCAAUAUGUGGGUCUAUUAGUGUUGGCAUUCUCCAAACAAUCAUUUGCUUUUCCUUCCUUUCCCUGUCUUUUCCUGCUUAUGACACCCAAAACUCAAAGUUGGGGAAAAGAAACAACCAAAUAAUUACCUUUGAAAUAACAAAUGAAUCCGUUUUUGGUUUUUAUUUUCUUUGCUUUGCAGUUUAGGAAUUUGUUGAUGAAUUUCAGACAGUAUUAAUGCAAUCUCUGUAUUUUGUGCUGCGUGUGAAUAUGUUUACUGUAAAUGGAUGGACUUAGCUGAUGUGAGAUUUAAGCUCUGGAGAAAGGAAGAGCAGUUUUUAAUGUCAGUAAAUCUCCUUUAUUUGUUUAUUUAUUUAUUUUUUGAGAAUGAGUCCUGUAAAAUGUCUUUCUCAUGUGAAUU